Messenger RNA from Caretta caretta (loggerhead turtle), 11056 nucleotides. It is a transcript of the gene PRKCA, whose product is annotated as protein kinase C alpha. Gene Ontology annotation, molecular function: zinc ion binding; diacylglycerol-dependent serine/threonine kinase activity; ATP binding. Gene Ontology annotation, biological process: protein phosphorylation. The record is from RefSeq and is a predicted model, not a curated record. Lineage: Eukaryota; Metazoa; Chordata; Testudines; Cheloniidae.
AGGCUCGGCGGUUGCCGGACGGGGCGGACGGCGGCUCCCGGCGCAGCCCGGCUCCCGGCGGGAGCAGCGAGGGGGCGCCAUGGCCGACGUGUUCCCGGCCCACGAGCCCGGCGCGGCCCCGGACGUGGUGCAGCGCUUCGCUCGCAAGGGAGCCCUGAGGCAGAAGAACGUGCACGAGGUGAAGGAGCAUAAAUUCACCGCGCGCUUCUUCAAGCAGCCCACGUUCUGCAGCCACUGCACCGACUUCAUCUGGGGAUUUGGGAAACAAGGAUUUCAGUGCCAAGUUUGCUGCUUUGUGGUUCACAAGAGGUGCCAUGAAUUUGUUACCUUUUCUUGUCCCGGUGCAGACAAAGGGCCUGACACUGAUGAUCCCAGAAGCAAACAUAAGUUUAAAAUCCACACAUAUGGAAGCCCGACAUUCUGUGACCAUUGUGGGUCAUUGCUGUAUGGACUUCUACAUCAAGGGAUGAAAUGUGACACUUGCGAUAUGAAUGUUCACAAACAGUGUGUAAUAAACGUCCCAAGUCUGUGUGGAAUGGAUCACACAGAGAAAAGAGGAAGGAUUUAUCUGAAAGUUGAAGUCAGUGGUGACAAACUGCAAGUCACAGUACGAGAAGCAAAAAACUUAAUCCCUAUGGAUCCAAACGGACUUUCAGAUCCGUAUGUGAAGCUGAAACUUAUCCCUGACCCUAAGAAUGAAAGUAAACAAAAAACAAAAACUAUCCGUUCCACUCUAAACCCACAUUGGAAUGAGUCAUUUACAUUUAAAUUGAAACCUACGGACAAAGAUCGACGAUUAUCUAUAGAAGUUUGGGACUGGGAUCGAACAACUAGAAAUGAUUUCAUGGGAUCUCUAUCAUUUGGGGUGUCAGAGCUUAUGAAAAUGCCAGCAUGUGGAUGGUACAAGUUGCUUAAUCAAGAAGAAGGUGAAUACUACAAUGUCCCAAUUCCAGAAGCUGAUGAUGAUGGAAAUGUAGAACUCAGACAGAAGUUUGAGAAAGCCAGACUUGGGCCAGCUGGUAACAAAGUCAUUACUCCAAUAGAAGACAGGAUUUCCAAUAUACCAUCCAACAACCUGGACAGUGUGAAGCUGACAGAUUUCAACUUUCUCAUGGUGCUUGGGAAGGGGAGCUUUGGAAAGGUGAUGCUGGCAGACAGGAAGGGGACAGAGGAGCUGUACGCAGUCAAAAUAUUGAAAAAAGAUGUGGUGAUUCAGGAUGAUGAUGUGGAAUGUACCAUGGUUGAAAAACGAGUACUAGCGCUCCAGGAUAAGCCACCUUUCCUAACCCAGCUGCAUUCUUGCUUCCAAACAGUUGAUCGUCUGUACUUUGUUAUGGAGUAUGUGAAUGGUGGUGACCUCAUGUAUCACAUUCAGCAAGUAGGAAAAUUUAAGGAGCCACAGGCAGUGUUUUAUGCAGCUGAGAUUUCAAUUGGGCUAUUCUUUCUCCAUAAAAGAGGAAUUGUUUAUAGAGAUCUGAAAUUAGAUAAUGUGAUGUUGGAUUCAGAAGGACACAUAAAGAUUGCAGAUUUUGGGAUGUGCAAAGAACAUAUGGCAGAUGGCGUAACAACUAGGACAUUCUGCGGCACUCCAGACUACAUUGCACCAGAGAUUAUUGCUUAUCAGCCCUACGGAAAAUCAGUAGAUUGGUGGGCCUACGGCGUGCUGUUAUAUGAGAUGCUAGCUGGCCAGCCUCCAUUUGAUGGGGAGGAUGAAGAUGAACUCUUCCAGUCCAUAAUGGAGCAUAAUGUGUCCUAUCCUAAAUCGUUGUCCAAAGAAGCUGUUUCUAUCUGCAAAGGGUUAAUGACAAAACACCCUGCAAAAAGGCUUGGCUGUGGGCCUGAGGGAGAGCAAGAUGUCAGGGAGCAUGCAUUCUUCAGGAGAAUCGACUGGGAGAAACUGGAGAACAGAGAGAUUCAGCCACCAUUCAAGCCUAAAGUGUGUGGCAAAGGUGCUGAAAACUUCGACAAAUUCUUUACUCGAGGACAACCAGUGUUAACACCGCCUGAUCAGCUGGUCAUUUCUAACAUAGACCAAACAGAUUUUGAAGGGUUCUCCUAUGUCAACCCACAGUUUGUACACCCAAGCUUACUAAGUGUAGUAUGAAGCUGAUAGACAUGAACAAACCACACAGUGGAAAAUGGACCUUUGCCCUAGAAUUUUUAGGCCUUUGCCUUGUUGGUUUCAGUUGGGCCUGGAAAUUGUAGAGUAAAAAGUUCAGGAGGAGGGGGAGGGAAAAGGACACUCAUUCAGGAUUUGGCUUUGCAACAAAGAGAAGUUGUCUUAGUAGGAGCUCAUGUAAUAGACAGUGCCCAUUUAUUCACACUACUGGCUGUAGGGUUACUCUUAUGAAGUCAGCCAUUUUUGGUCUAUUUUAAUAUAUUUGCAUAGUUUCUAUUGACCUUUUCCAAUUCCCCUCCAGCACUGGAAAAGCAUAUUAGAAAGAAUGAAACAGCAUCAAGUAGACUGGAAAAAAAAAAGCAACCCCCCUUAAAAUGGAAAGUCUUCAGCCCUUAAAUGUGGAUAGCAUGGAAUGUGAGCCCUCGGCCCUGAGGGACUACUCUUCCUUUUGGUCUUCCUGAAGAAACAGCACAAGUGACUGGAAGGGAGGGGCAGCUGGGGGGCGGGGAGGAGCACUGUGUAAGAUUGCUCAAAGCAAGAUGUGUCAAAACUACUGCUUUUAGGUACCAGGUUGGUUUUUUUAAGGAAAUAAAGUCGGACUCUUGGGCUCUGAGACUCACUUGCAGACACAAAUUUAAACAGAUUUUCAAUAGCAGCCAGAUAUUUAGGACUGAUGGUAACUAGCGCGCAGGGCAAAUAUUAGCUCAAGGAUAAAAUUGCAUAAUUAAUAGUAAUAAAAAUAAUAAUACUUAUGUUAACUUUAAUCUCCAUGAGAUUAUUCUGUGAUCCAGGGUGCCAUUGUUAGUUAUAUUAAUUUAAUUUACACCACUACUCAAGUUCAUUGUUAGCCAGUUCUAUUAAUACCAAUAUUUUGCUAUAAAACUUUUGUUAACCAGAGUGUGAAACAGAACUGUAACCCCUUACAACCCACUCACGCUUAUUCAUUUAGUAGGCUGCAGAACAGGGUAGUAGAGGAGAGCACUGUGUGCAGUUAGUUAAUGACAGUGCGGAGUUCAGAGUCACUUCCUGCUUUCCCCAGGGUAACUUAGAAAAAUAUGAGGGUUUUUUGGUUUAAAUUCCACUUUAAAUAUUGGUUAAAAACCUGUGGAGCUGUAGAACUGAAAUAAAAAGCAGUUAAAAAUUGUUUUAUUGGUAGAAGGGAAUUUAAUACAUUUUGCAGAUGCUUCAUGCAAUGAAUUUUGCAUGUUUAAUAAUAACCCUUAAUAAGCAAAUCUCUAUUAUUGACAUAAUCGUAUCAAGUAUAGAGUAUUAAAAAAAUUAUAAGACAAAAUUGUGCUAUGUUUGUGAAGGUUCUUGUUCUAAAUGAGCAUUAUUAUUUAGAUUUAGCUUAAUGUUUUCUUGCUAAUUUUUUUCUGUUUUUGUUUUGUUUUUUUUAGUUUAUGGAUAUGGUCAAUGGAAUAGGAUAUGCUAUUUUUCUUUUAAAUGUAGAUCUAUUUUUAAACAGUAAUGGCUACUUGCAGGUUUUAUACAAGAUUCAAUGAUGCUUCUCUUUCACAUCUAUUACUUGCAAAAAAGAAAAUAGAUUUUCUUUAUUUGCAGUGAUGAACACUGUAAUUAAUGCAGUCUUCUCUUGUAGCAAUCACCUGGUUAAAAUGAUUGUUAUUUCCUUUUAGAUCUUACUAGAAGAUAUUGAUUCAAAGAUCAGUAAAUACUUUUGUGCAUAUUUUGGUUCCAUGAUGGCACGUAAAUUGGUAUAGUCAUUUCCUUUUCCUUUUGCCUCGCUAAUGUUAGCGAUCUUAGACAUAUUUUGCCUUCCGGAUGUGUAUGUCAGUGCCAGAAGCAUGUUGUCUCUUUUGCUGCAUGCAGAGUGAUCUACCGUUUUUUUCCCCAGCAUGUAAACUUACUCUCACGCAAAGUAAAAUAUUUCCCAUAAAAUACUUAUGAACGAAUCAGAAUCUGUAACGAAGGGUGCAAUUUCCUUAACAUCAGUUUUCUAUUACAAUAGAUCAUCUAAACUGUGCCAAAAUACUGUGGAAGGGCACAAUCCUGUAAACUGUUACUCAUAUGACUAUUCCUUACCUCCUUGAGCAAUCUCACAGAUUGCAGUGGAGUUAUGUCUGGGUGAAAUUCAGCCAUGUGCAGACGGCCAGUAUAAAGCUUAUGUAUCUCUUCUAUUCUCAAAAGUUGAGGGUGUCAGUGGUGCAUAGUCCUCAUGACUUGUGCUGAUCUUUUGCACAGGAAUGGAUUUCACCCACAGAUACUCCUAUUGCAAUCUCUGGGACCACUCUCAUAAGAAAAGGUCUACUCAUGUGAGUAUGAGUUUUUGGGAUCAAGCUCAAAGUGAAUGAGUAAUCCUGGGCUACUGGUAAAAUGGAACAUUUCUGAGAUCUUAGAGAAGCACACUGCAAAUGAGGAGCACUAUAAACAAACCAGAGCUCAAGCUAUUGCUGAACUACAGAAACUUUCAAACAAAUUUCAAAACAAAAUUUAAAAUUAUUUUAGGAAUAAUAAUUUAAAACAAAAUCUGUGUCAAAAUAUUAAGUUAUCUGCCAAACCUGAGAAUGAAUUGUCUUGUUUGUGUAUCAUAUAUAUCUUUAAAAACAUGGGUAUGCAACAUAAAGUAUGUGGACAUCUGUAUAAUUUCAUGACCUUCUACAUUAUUCUAAUCUACUAGCAUUGACUCCUGACACAGGGUAGGGACAGCAAGGCAUCAAGCCACAUUUUGAUGAUGGGUUCAGUAGAUUACUUCAGAGGCUCAGAUUUAGAAUAAGGGGCUGUUAACAUCACAGCCACCGAUAUUGACAGGAGCUGUCAUUAAAUGUACUCUAGGGGUACAUCUGCCCUGCAAUAAAAAACCUCCGGCACCUAGUCUCAGAGCCUGGUCAACUGAAUUGGGCUCAUGGUGUGCAGGGCUACAAAUUCCAGUGCAGGUGUUCAGGGUCGGGCUUGUGCCUGGUCUCUGAGACCCUCCACCCUUGCGAGGCUUCGGAGCCAUGGCUGCAGCCCAAGGCCAAAGAUCUAUACUGCAAUUUUUAACCCCACAGCCCGAGUCCUACAAGCCUAAGUCAGCUGACUCGGGCCAGUCAUGGCUGAGCCAGUAGUCUUUUAUUGCAGUGUUGGUGUACCCUUGGAGUAUGAUGUUGGGUGUUAGGUAACGGAGAGACUUUGAAAAGGAAAAAUAGAAAAGGAUAGCAGAGCACAGGAGAUUUAGAGAUGAGAGAAGCCGCUGGGGAGAAAUGGAACAGAGCCAAGCUGGACAGGAGAUUGGUAGACAAGAUAUGGAACUUCUGUUUUCCUUACGUGAUAUCAGUGGUGAAGUGGAGCUAUGGAAUUCAUAAGUUGUAGACCCACAUUUUAAAUGUUAAACAGUACUGUGCCUACUGGGGCAUAGCAUUAAAGGGCUGGUCCAACAUCCAAACCUCAAAAAGAUUUGCUUUUGUUCAUUUCCUCAAGAUUUUUCAUUUUUAUUUUCUUAAGCAUUUGCACAUGCUCUGCAGUUGGUAAGGUUAAAAACAGGAAGUCAUCUCUGAUCGUGUUACCUCAAAGUUCCUGUGAUUGGGACCUCUCCUGUCUUCUUGUGUAAGUUUUUGUAAUGCUAAAAAGGGGUACUGUGAACUCGCCCAUCCUGCAAGAAUAAGGCAAUAUUGUGCAGAACUGUCUAAAAGUGACUGUCUAGACAAGUUAUCGUUAAUUUACUAUACCUUACUCAUGAGGUUUCAUAUGAGCCCUGAUGUUAGGACCAGCCCUUUACACACAAUUUAAAAGGCACAUCCAGUGAUUUCCUUAUGAUUUGGAAAUGCAUUAUAGAAAGUAAAACCCUAAGUGUACAGCAAAAGUGUUCCUAAUGCCAUUUUAAUACAGCUGUUGUUUAUUUAUCAGAUAUCUAUAUACAGGUGUGGCUGUCCAGAGAACUUUGGUUAACAUGAGUAGUCAACAUUAAAAUGACCUCAUUUAAGUUAGAACCUUUCCCGUUGAGGCGACAAAACCCCCUGAUAUCAUGAGUUUGUAAAACUAGAACUGACAUUUUGUUGCAUUAAUAUUUAGGUCAAAGUUUUAAGAGCCUGAUUUUAUAAGUCCCUGAAUGGACUCUGCUCCUGUUGACUUCUGAAGGAGUUGAGUGCCCCGGACCCCCAUGAUUAGGUAAUAUUGACACUAUGCUGCAGCAGUUGUAGGUGCCUGUUGGAGAUUAAUUGGGCUGAGGGCCGAUAAAUGUAGAGAUGUCCCAAAGAGGUUGUUAAAAUCUCAAUUCAUAGGGAAUUUUAACUAUUGAGAAAAAGUUUUGGCUUCAGGCUGCUAAUCUGAAACUGCUUGCGAUUGACCAUGUUCCAUUUUUCCCCUAAAAAAAACCCCCCCAAUCAACUGCAUAUUUUUAAAACGAGUGUGUUUUUAAAAAAGAAAUUAUAAGUAACAUAUCUCUACAUAAUGUGUUAGAAACACUCUCUGUAGAUGCAAAACUCUGUCCAUUUCCCAGGUUGAGGCAAAAAGACAGCUGCAUUAGUGAGUAACCCGUGAAAUAAAUGGAGUCUAUGUGUUCCUGUCUGUAGGUGAAAUCCACCCGUAUGCAGAGAGCUAGCACAAGCCUUGGAACCACUUAAGUCACACGUAAGCCCUCAAGGAAUGAAUUGGUUCCUAUGCCUCCUACUGGCCCUCUUCAUGGGGUGGAUUUUACUCUGUGGGCAAAAUCCUUCAAGUCUUUAUUUACGUCCUAUUGAUUUCAGUGGGAUUACUUGGGUGAGGUAAGGACCGCUAUGUGAAUACAGACUUGAAAGACAGAGCCAGUUGAUCUGCACUCCAUUCCUAUUGCUAUCAACAGGAAUUGCACAUGCAUAAAGAGAGAAUACACUCCUAACAUUGAAAAUUCCAACGUAACCCAGGUUAGAAAUGCGGGGGAGGAGGAACGGACAUUUAGCCUUUAGACCUUUCAUACGCUGCAGAAAUAAAAUGUGAUUUUUCUUUUAGAACCUAAAUACAAUUACACUGUCAAAACCAUCCAUUAGUGAAUAAAGCAGGGGUGGGCAAACUUUUUGGCCCGAGGUCCACAUCUGGGUGGGGAAAUUGCUUGCAGGGCAGGGGGUUGGGGUGCGGUGUGUAGGAAGGGGCUCAGGGCAAGUGGUUGGGGCAGAGGAGGGGUGCAGGAUGUAUGAAGGGGCUCACGGAAGGGGGUUAGGGUACAGGAGGGAUGUGGAGUGCAGGAGGCGGGUCAGGUCGGGGUUGAAGUUCAGGAAGGGAGUUGGGGGUGCAGGAAGGCUGUGGGAUGCAGCAGGGGGCUCAGGGCAGGGAGUUGGAGUGCAGAAAGGGCGCAGGGUGCAGGUGGGGGCCCAGGGCAGGGAGAUGGGGUGCAGGAUGCAGGAGGGGUUCAGGCUCCGGCCCGGCGCCGCUUACCUAGAGAGGCUCUGGGGUGGCAGCGGGGCCAGGGCAGGCUCCCUGCCUGCGAGCCCCGGCCCCGCACUGCACCACUCUGGGAAGCAGCCGGCAUCAAGUCCCUGCACGGCCCUGGGGGGGGGGGGGAGGAGGACACAGGGCUCCGCAUGUUUCCCUCGCCUGUGGGUACCUCCCCAGAAGCUCCCAUUGGCCGUGGUAACCCGUUCCUGGCCAAUGGGAGCUUUGCGGAGAGGUACCCACAGGCAAAAGCAGGGUGCGGAGCUCUCUGCCGCCCCACCCCUACCCCCAGGGGCUGUAGGGACGUGGUGUGGCCGCUUCCCGGAGCAGCGGUGGCAAUCCUGCGGGCCGGAUCCAGCCCAUGGGCCAUAAUUUGCCUGGCCCUGGAAUAAAGUAACCUACAGCAUGUGUACACUCUGAUCCUUUAAAAUCCUUCCUGUCCUGCAGGGUCAAUUCCAUGGGAAAACAACUGAGCUCCUGUAAAACAAACAAGGGGAAAAGCCUCUCUCCUUGUAGGAAAGGUGGAAUGUUAAAGGUCCAGAGUUGCAAUUCCUGAUGACACUUAUGGGUAUUGGUAUUCUACUGUUGAGAAUAGCCCACUUCCACUUUAAUUGAAUUGUCUCGAUAGCACUGACCCCGCACUUGGUAAGGCAACUCCCAUCUUUUCAUGUACUGUGUAUAUAUACCUACUUACUGUAUUUUCCACUCCAUGCAUCUGAUGAAGUGGGUUUUAGCCCAGGAAAGCUUAUGCCCAAAUAAAUGUGUUAGUCUCUUAAGUACUCCUCGUUGUUUUUACUUAUGGGCAUGUUUCCCUUCGGUGCAUGCACAUGACUCCAGUUAAACUGAGCGGGAGUUACAUGCAAUCAUCAAAGGGAGAGGAUACUCCAUACUAAGCAAAGCACAACAUUGGAAACACCAGUGAUAAAUCUUUGAUAUCAUUAGAAAGGGUAUUUGGAGUAUUUGGUCUGCAGUAGCUGUGCUAACCUGCCAAGGAAUUUCUGGAAAUGUAAUAUGAUUUUGUUUGUUUUAGUCAUUGCCAUAAAUUAUUGUGUAUGGUUUUUGUUUCUUUACAAACAUCCGUGUCAAAUACAGGAAUUCAGUUAGAUCUGUGCUGUUAGUUAGGGAGACAUUUAGCUACAUUAAAAACUAAAAGACAGUAUAUAAAAGCCAAACCACUUUUUCCUUCAAUUCCCUAAACUUAGAAACUAUUUCAAAUGUUUAAAUGAAGUGUUAUACAAAAAUUGACACAGUAACCAUGUCUGAUUUCAUAUCAAUGAAUAGUGGUGCCAGUAAUGAUUGGUAAUUAAAUAGCCUUAUAAUGGAUUAUAGUCAUGCACUAAAGCCCUCCUGUUCAUAAGAAAAUCGAGAGGAGGGGGUGCUCUCGUGUUCUGAGCACAGGUGUGGGAUACAUGAACAUGUAUUCUGAUCCCAGGUCGAUCACUGACUCCCUCUGUGGCCUUGGGCAAGUUACUUAACCUCUCUGCCUCAGUUUCCCCAUCUGUAAAAUGGGGAUAAUAAUACUUACCUCCUUCACCAGGUAUUGUGAGGACUACUUAGUUAAUGUUUCUAAUGACUUUUAACAUGAAAAGUGUUAUGUAAUUGGAAGUAUUAUUAUAAUUUUUUAAUAAUAAAUAAAUCAGUUUAUUCAAUUCACAUGGUGUUGCUGGAUAUACCAUGCUAUUUAUACUUUUAUAUAACUUCAGUAAUUCUACUAAAACCAUUUAAAAGAAAUAACAUAUCUGUUUCUUGUAGGAUCUGGAGUACAGCUUAGCUCUUGUUAACUGAACUCGUAUCACAAUGUGAAGUGUUGCUUGCCAGUCAUGUAGAAGUCCGUUGCACUACCCAUUUUCCAACUACUGAGACUUCUUUGUGCAAUUUAGAAAAAUUUUAGCAGAAUUGAUUGUAGAGCAAAAUUCCAUAUGGCUAAAUAAAAUUGACAACCCAACUGGUUUCUAGUCACGCUCAGUUAUCUCUUUUAACAGGGGGAAGUGAUCUUUUGUUUGCAGUUUUCCCAUCAGUGAGGAUUUUGCUCAGCUGGUAAUUUAACUUGCAUCUGUGAGGUGCUGGGCUCCUGCUUCACCCAGCUCCAUGCUUAGCUACAGCGUCACAGAUAGUUCAACUUGCAGGGGAAACAGCCCCAGACACUAUAUUUUUCUUCUAUCUGUGAUGACUGGCUAAAAAUUCUGUAAUGUUUAUAAAUCAUUUUAAGGAUAGAAAUGCAAAAGCAAUAGCAACAACAUUGAUCAUGUUGCAGGCCUUAGCCUGCUUCCAUUGAAGCCAUAGAGCUGGAUUUCACUCUGGUUUAUGACUGGUGUAACUUCAUUCACUCAUUUUUAACGUCCCCUGAAGUCCAGUGAUGCAAGGGCACAAUCCCGCUGCAAGUAAACUCAGGACGUUUUUCUAUUGACUUCGAUGGGAGUCAGAAUAGGUGGUAGGUGAGAUCCAAAUCUGUUGCCCUUUUAUGUCAAUGGGCGCAGACUGGGCCAUAUAUUAAUUUUUGAUUAGAAGGACCUGUCGUGAAAUCUUCAGCUAAUAGCAAGUUAUUUUUUAUAAUUUAUAAAUAGGUGAAAGAAACAGAUUUUGAGAACAAUAAUCUUUGUUUUUUAAUCUUUAUGAGCCCCCAUUAUUAUUUUUUUUUUUUUAAGAAAAAAAGAAUAAUUUGAAUUGAUAAAGUAACAAACUGUUGGGUUUUUUUCCCGGUUGAACAAUUGUGCAGAAUCAGCAUUAUUUGCGCCCUUGCCUGUAGGGCUCAGUCUUGCUGGUCACUCUGGCUCUGAUCCAGCCAAGCGCUUCAUGGUACUUUACUUUAAGCACAUGAGUAAUCCCACUGGAGUUAGAACUACUCACAGGCUUGUAGCUCAGAAUGUGCUUCAGUACUGUACUGGAUCCAGGGUCAUCGUGCUCCACACCUUGCAGAACCGAGCCGUUAGCCCCGUUCAGUAAAGCAUGUAAUCAUAUGCUUAAGUCCAUCUGUGCUUAACUUCCAGCAGCACAUGCUUAAGACCCAUUGAAGUCAGUGGGACUUAAACGCAUGCUUGAGUGUUUUGCUGAAUUGGAGCCUUAGUGAGCAUUCUUGCUGUAAGGCGAAGAUUUAACACUGCCAAUUUAUUUCCCCAGAAAGAGUUUCAAAUGUAUUCUCUUCUUUGAGUUACGAGAAUGAAUGUAAAAGCUUAAAAAUGCAGCUCACAAUACUUGUACUUUUAGCAAGAUAAUGUCUGUCUUUUAUAGAAUACGCCUGAAACAUUUGAAAUCAUUGCAUUUGUUGUGUUAACAUUCUUUUAUUUUUUUAUCAAGGAAUAAUAUCACCUUGAAAUCAUUAACAGUGAAGGAUAUCAUUUUAAGACACAAACUUUGUUUUUAUAAAGAGGAGAACAUUAUUUUCUUAUUAUUUAAUUGCAAGAUACUAUAGGAAAAUGUGGAGAGGUGAUUCAUUUCUUAAAAAAUAUUGGAAGAAUAGCUGGCAAGAUUGAUGUAUAAAUUACUGCAUUGUUUUUUCUUAGUUCUUUAACCUUUAAUCUUUGUUUGCAUGAUAUGCUUUUGUUAAAUAUUAAUUGUAGUUUGAAAGCAAGUGUGUCUGAAUAAAGAUGCUUGAUCAUU